Capronia coronata CBS 617.96 is the source of this 276-nucleotide messenger RNA. Its product is annotated as acylphosphatase. Gene Ontology annotation, molecular function: acylphosphatase activity. Bases 1 to 276 code for a protein of 91 amino acids. The transcript is spliced from 3 exons. Lineage: Eukaryota; Fungi; Ascomycota; Eurotiomycetes; Chaetothyriales; Herpotrichiellaceae. The record is from RefSeq and is a predicted model, not a curated record.
AUGUCGAACGUAAAACGAAUUGCUUUCACCGUCCACGGCACCGUCCAGGGCGUUGGCUUUCGUGACUUCGUGCAGCGGAAAGCCACCAGUUAUGGCCUCACCGGCUACGUGAAGAAUACUCCCAAUGGCAAGGUCGCAGGCGAAGCCCAAGGCGACGAGGGCUCCCUGAAGAAGUUGAAAGCGGACCUGAACGACGGCCCUAGAUUAGCACAUGUCGUCAAGCUCGAGACCAAAGAGCUGGAUCCCAAAGAAGGCGAGUCUUCGUUUGAAGCAUAG